This is a messenger RNA of Microcebus murinus (gray mouse lemur), 5975 nucleotides long. The record is from RefSeq and is a predicted model, not a curated record. Lineage: Eukaryota; Metazoa; Chordata; Mammalia; Primates; Cheirogaleidae.
CCUCUGCCUCCUUGUCCUCAACUCCAGUUUUGGAAUUCUUGUGAAGGACUCUAGCUCCACUUGCUUGGUUCGGGUGCCUGUCCCUGACCAACCAAGGCAGGAUUUGAUCUCUCUGUGGAAGAACAUGGCUGUCCCUCCGGGGUGAUGUGGGGAUGAAGAGCCUGAAGAAAGAGGAGCUGGUCCAGCAAAGUAACAGGUAUGCUCUGGGUACCUAAAUUACCUUUCAGUGCAGAAGUCUCCAGCUGUUGCCUGACCUCAGAGUGCUAAGCCUGUUUAUUUCAGCUGCCUACUUCAUGUCUCAAAGACACCUCAGGCUGAAUAGGAAAACGUCCAAACCAAAUCUCCUCCCUCUCUGCUGAUGCCUGCUGCCCUCCACUGUUAUCUGUCUUCAUGUGCAAACCAGGAGUCUUCAGGCCGCUCUGUCCUUCCGAGCAUGCAGCCAGGCCAUCACCUGUUCAUCCAUCUGGCCUGUGGGUAGAUCCAAGUGCAUCCCCUUCUCCUUGCUUCACUUCUCCCCAGUCCACCAGGCCUCUCCCUGGCCUGAACCCCCCAGGCCUCUGUGGGCCUCUUUGCCUUAGUGUCAACUCAUGUGGCUCUCCAGCAUGGCCAAGGGGUAGAGUACACCUGAUGAUUGUCUCUUGCAUAGAGCCGUUGUCCGGAGGGUGCAGACACAGCCUUCACUGCCAGGUUUGUGCACCCCUAUUCCCACCCAGUCCUUCCCCUUGCUUGGAGGCAGCUGUGCAUUUUGCCUCGUUAAACCCCCUUCUCUUGAGUUGUGCCUUACACGUCAAAUCUCCGUUGUUCCCCUGAUUACACAGUCUUGUAAUACUAGGUGACUCCCCGUCUCAUCAGCUGUCACUGCUGUCAUUUUUAUCACUCAUCAAUAACUCUGCCCCUAGAGUUAAGGCUGUGUCUCUUACUGCUGACCAUCAGUGUUAGGCACACACUUGGUGCUCAGCAAAUGCUUGACAAAGGAAUGCCUUUUUGAGCAUUUGUUCAUGUUCCUGUGAUGAUUUUGACAGGUGAUCUUCCUUGUGGCCUUUGGCGUAACACACUCUGUGUUCUAGUACUUUUGGAGGUUCUGUGGUUUCUAUUUCUAAUAUUUAAUUACCCCAGGAGGUGGAGAGAUCUUUUGGUCGUUAGUGUUUGCUAAAGAUCCACUCACUGUCUAGUUAGGCUUACUCUUCUGCCUUUUAACUCAAGGGCAAGUUGUGUCUGUGUGUCGCAAGUACAGUCACUUAACGAGGGGCACUCUGAGAAAUGCAUUGUUAGGUGAUUUUGUUGUGCAAAUAUCAGAGUGCACUUACACAACCUAGGUGGCAUGGCCUACUACACACCUAGGCUAUAUGGUAUGGCUAUUGCUCCUAGGCUGCAAACCUGCACUGCAGGUUACUGUAUCGAGUACUGUAGGCAGUCAUAACACAAUGAUAUUUGUGCAUCUAAACAUAGAAAAGGAGAUGCGUACCACGUCAUGGUGGCUAUCAAGUCACUAGGCUAUAGAAAUAUUUCAGCUCUGUUAUAAUUUUACGGGACCACUGUUGUAUGUAUGGUCCAUUGUUGGUGGGCACCUAGUUAUGUGGUUUGCGACUAUAUUUAGUGGGCAUUUGUCCUGUGGGACUUUGCUAAAGCUGAGUGCCAGUUCUCUACGCCUGGCUCUGUGCCCAGCUGGCCCAGGGCAUGGCGAUGCCAGUUCUCUGUGCCUGACUUGGCCUGAAGCUGAGCUGCCCUUCUCUUGAAACAGUGUGUACUUCUGCCUCAUUAGCUGGAGGUCUGAAUAGAAGAAUUAAUAGGGAUGAAAGUACACUAGGUGAUAAUCAGGAACAUUGUUCCAUUGCCUGUGACAUGAGUCCACGUAGCCAUUGUGUACCUGUGUAAGUUAUUCCCCUGUCUGUUGUGCCUUUUGGCCUGUGGGUCAUGUACAUAGUUUUCAUGAUAUGCUUGUCUCUGUGAGUCUUCCAGGCAGUAAGAACUACAUGACCCACUUCUUGUAGACUCACUAUAGAUGCCUGCUUAACAAGAAAAAAGAAGUCAUCUUCCAUAAUACUGAUCUGUCUCUAAAUUGCGCUUUUGCAGAGUACGUUAGAACUGCCUGCUUAUGUGUUUGAUUUCUCAUCUUUUGUUUCUGAAGAACUCCACUCACCACCAAGCCUUUGAAGGGCUACAUCCUUCUUCUCUGGCGGGCUCCGGUCCGGACAGUGAUGCUUUGGUAGCAAGCUGCAAGCCUGCCUUUAGGCUCCCAGGAACCAGUGCUGAGAUCUCAGACCUCUGGCCCUUGGAACAGAUGUCCUGGCUGUGAUUUUUGUCUGUGUUCUGCGCUACUGCGGGCCUUGUCCUGCUCCCUGCAGGCUACCUGGCUAUGACCUGGGACUGGCUCUGUUGGUUCGGAACACUUGUUUCUCUCUUUACGUGUAAAUUAAGGAUUGUCUGUUCUCUGUCGCUUGGUUAUGUUUAGUUGUUAGUUCUGGUUGGUUUUGUCUUCUGUAUGGUGUUUAGAGACCAUGAGGAGAGAUUUCAGCCUGAGUGACUGCCAUGGUCCUGCAGGAACCCAGAAGUCUGCUUUCAUGUUUUUACAUCAAGACAAUACCUCUCACGAAUGCUUGAUGUAAAAUGAAGUAAGAUAGCACUUGCUGAAUCACCAUUAUAGUUUGUGACAAAUUGUUCUCAAAAAGGUACCAGCUGGAAGAUGAGUCUGCCCAUUUGGAUGAGAUGCCACUGAUGAUGUCUGAAGAAGGCUUUGAGAACGAUGAGAGUGAUUACCACACGCUGCCACAAGCUAGGGUGACGCAGAGAAGAAGCGGACUGGAGUGGUUUGUCUGCGGUGGGUGGAGACUGCUCUGUGCCAGUUGCUGUGAUUGGCUGAUAAAUAUUUGUCAAAGAAAGAAAGAACUGAAAGCUCGUACAGUGUGGCUUGGAUGUCCUGAAAAGUGUGAAGAAAAACAUCCCAAGAAUUCUAUAAAAAAUCAAAAAUACAAUGUGUUUACCUUUAUACCUGGGGUUUUAUACGAACAAUUCAAGUUUUUCUUGAAUCUCUAUUUUCUGGUAGUAUCCUGCUCACAGUUUGUACCAGCAUUGAAAAUAGGCUAUCUCUACACCUACUGGGCUCCUCUGGGAUUUGUCUUGGCUGUUAUCAUCAUUCGGGAAGCUGUUGAUGAAUUUCGGCGUUUUCAGCGAGACAAGGAAGUAAAUGCACAGCUGUAUAGCAAGCUCACAGUAAGAGGUCAAGUGCAAGUUAAGAGUUCAGACAUUCAAGUUGGAGACCUCAUCAUAGUGGAAAAGAAUCAAAGAAUUCCAUCAGACAUGGUGUUUCUUAGAACUUCAGAAAAAGCAGGUUCAUGUUUUAUUCGAACGGAUCAACUAGAUGGGGAAACCGACUGGAAGCUGAAGGUGGCUGUGAGCUGCACACAACGUCUGCCAGCUCUGGGGGACCUUUUUUCUAUCAAUGCUUAUGUUUAUGCUCAGAAGCCACAGCUGGAUAUUCAUAGCUUUGAAGGCACAUUUACCAGGGAAGACAGUGACCCGCCCAUCCAUGAAAGUCUCAGCAUAGAAAAUACCUUGUGGGCAAGCACUGUUGUUGCAUCAGGUACUGUAAUAGGUGUUGUCAUUUAUACUGGAAAAGAGACUCGAAGUGUUAUGAACACAUCCAAUCCAAAAAAUAAGGUUGGUCUGUUGGACCUUGAACUCAAUCAGCUGACGAAGGCGCUAUUUUUGGCUUUAGUUGCUCUCUCAGUUGUCAUGGUAACCUUACAAGGAUUUGUGGGCCCAUGGUAUCGCAAUCUUUUCCGGUUCCUUCUUCUCUUUUCCUACAUCAUUCCCAUAAGUUUGCGUGUGAACUUGGACAUGGGCAAAGCAGCAUAUGGAUGGAUGAUUAUGAAAGAUGAGAAUAUUCCUGGCACAGUUGUCCGGACCAGCACCAUACCAGAGGAACUGGGGCGCCUGGUGUAUUUACUGACAGACAAAACAGGGACCCUCACCCGGAAUGAGAUGGUAUUCAAGCGGCUCCAUCUGGGCACCGUGUCCUAUGGGACUGACACGAUGGAUGAGAUCCAAAGCCACGUUGCGAGUUCUUACUCUCAGAUGCAUUCUCAAGCUGCUGGAAACAAUGCCAGUUCACCUCCACCAAGAAAAGGCCCAUCUUCAGCCCCCAAAGUCAGGAAGAGCGUCAGCAGUCGAAUCCACGAGGCUGUGAAGGCCAUUGCGCUGUGUCACAACGUGACUCCCGUGUACGAGUCCUGGGCUGGUGUCACCGGGGAGACUGAGGUUGCCGAGGCCGACCGGGACUUCAGCGACGAGAACCGCACCUACCAGGCCUCCAGCCCCGAUGAGGUCGCCCUGGUGCAGUGGACGGAGAGCGUGGGCCUCACCCUGGUCAGCAGGGACCUCGCCUCCAUGCAGCUGAAGACCCCCGGCGGCCAGAUCCUCACCUUCCGCAUCCUGCAGAUGUUCCCAUUUACCUCCGAGAGCAAGCGCAUGGGGGUCAUCGUCAGGGAUGAGUCCACGGCAGAAAUCACGUUCUACAUGAAAGGCGCAGAUGUUGCCAUGUCCUCCAUCGUCCAGUAUAAUGAUUGGCUGGAAGAGGAGUGCGGGAACAUGGCUCGGGAAGGGCUGCGGACACUCGUGGUCGCCAAGAGGUCGCUGACGGAGGAGCAGUACCAGGACUUCGAGAGCCGAUACAGCCAGGCCAAGCUGAGCCUGCACGACAGGACCCUCAAGGUGGCCGCGGUGGUCGAGAGCCUGGAGCGGGAGAUGGAGCUGCUGUGCCUCACGGGGGUGGAGGACCAGCUGCAGGCGGACGUGCGGCCCACACUGGAGAUGCUGCGGAAUGCGGGGAUCAAGAUAUGGAUGCUCACGGGCGACAAGCUUGAGACGGCUACUUGCAUCGCCAAGAGCUCGCAUUUGGUGUCCAGAGCACAAGAUGUUCACAUUUUCAAACAAGUCUCCAGUCGAGGAGAGGCCCACCUGGAGCUGAACGCUCUGAGGAGGAGGCAGGACUGUGCGCUGGUCAUCUCCGGGGACUCUCUGGAGGUGUGCCUGAAGUACUACGAGCACGAGUUCGUGGAGCUGGCCUGCCAGUGCCCGGCCGUGGUAUGCUGCCGCUGCUCGCCCACCCAGAAGGCGCGCAUCGUGACGCUGCUGCAGCAGCACACAGGGAGGCGCACCUGCGCCAUCGGUGACGGGGGAAACGACGUGAGCAUGAUCCAGGCGGCAGACUGCGGGAUCGGGAUCGAAGGAAAGGAGGGGAAGCAGGCCUCGCUGGCAGCCGACUUCUCCAUCACGCAGUUCAGGCACGUCGGCCGGCUGCUCGUGGUGCAUGGGCGCAACAGCUACAAGCGGUCGGCGGCGCUCGGCCAGCUGGUCAUGCACCGGGGCCUGGUCAUCUCCACCAUGCAGGCUGUGUUCUCCUCCGUCUUCUACUUCGCCUCGGUGCCUCUGUACCAGGGAUUCCUCAUGGUGGGGUACGCAACGGUGUACACCAUGUUCCCCGUGUUCUCCCUGGUGCUGGAUCAAGAUGUGAAGCCGGAGAUGGCCCUGCUGUACCCGGAGCUGUACAAAGACCUCACCAAGGGAAGAUCCUUGUCCUUCAAGACCUUCCUCGUCUGGGUGUUAAUCAGUGUUUACCAAGGCGGCAUCCUCAUGUACGGGGCGCUGCUGCUGUUCGAGUCCGAGUUCGUGCACGUGGUGGCCAUCUCCUUCACCGCGCUCAUCCUCACCGAGCUGCUCAUGGUGGCGCUCACGGUCCGCACGUGGCACUGGCUGAUGGUCGUGGCUGAGUUCCUCAGUCUGGGCUGCUAUGUGGCCUCGCUCCUUUUCCUGAAUGAAUAUUUUGAUGUUGCCUUUAUCACCACCGUGGCCUUCCUGUGGAAAGUGUCGGCCAUCACCGUGGUCAGCUGCCUCCCGCUCUACGUCCUCAAGUACCUGAGGCGCAAGCUGUCGCCGCCCAGCUACUGCAAGCUGGCCUCCUGACCUGGCCUCCUGAC